CAUAUUCUGCGCCCUCAGAUAAAAAGGGGAAAAAUAGUUGCAGAAAGUACUGGAGUGAUAUCUUGACCACAACUUUUGUCUGUUUGUGCACACUGCUAUCAGUUUGUCCUUUUAAACGGAGCGCCCAAUAUUUUGUGCAUUAGCUGGCGGACGAUUGUACCAAGGUGUCAUCUUUCAGUUUCCAAGCUACACUUUGCUUUUUGCAGAAUGAGCGCACAGCAACUUAUGAAGGUGUUCGUAACGAGGCGAAUUCCUCAGGAAGGGAUGAAGAUUCUUCGACAAGCUGGAAUGUGUAACCUCUCUGUGUGGGACUCUGAUGAGCCAGUGCCUCGCGCAGAACUUCUGAAGGGCGUGACAGGUGCACACGGCCUUGUCUGUCUUCUGUCAGACAAAAUUGAUACAGAGGUUCUAGAUGCUGCAGGCCCCAACUUGAAGGUGAUCAGCACCAUGUCCGUGGGAUUUGAUCACCUGGCUAUAGAUGAAAUCAAGAAACGUGGGAUACGAGUUGGCUACACUCCAGAUGUUUUAACUGAUGCCACAGCUGAACUUACCGUUGCUCUGCUGCUGGCCACCGCCCGCCGACUGCCAGAAGGUGUGCUGGAGGUCAAAAAUGGAGGCUGGAGCACCUGGAAACCCCUAUGGCUGUGUGGAUACGGUUUAUCAGGCUCAACCGUGGGAGUCAUCGGACUAGGCCGCAUAGGCCUGGCCAUAGCCAAACGUCUGAUGCCCUUUGGGGUGAAGCGGCUGCUGUACACCGGCAGAGGGGCCAAGCCAGAGGCCAAGGAGGUGGACGGACAAUUUGUGCCUUUGGACACGUUGGCGUCUGAGAGUGACUUCAUCGUCGUGUCAUGUUCCUUCACCCCGGAUACACAAGGCCUGUGUAACAAAGCCUUCUUCAGCAAGAUGAAGAAGUCUGCUGUCUUCAUCAACACCAGUAGAGGCGCUGUGGUGAAUCAGGAGGACCUAUACGAGGCGCUGUCUGGUGGGACUAUUGCUGCAGCUGGCCUGGACGUCACCACACCUGAGCCUUUACCCACUGAUCACCCCUUACUCACCCUCAGCAACUGCGUCGUACUGCCCCAUAUUGGGAGUGCCACUUAUGCCACCCGUGGUAUCAUGGCGGAACUGACUGCCAACAACCUACUGUCUGGACUCACGGGUGAUGCCAUGCCAACUGAACUGAAGAUCUAGUCUGACUGGUGUGUUCUGUGCACAAGGGCAUUAACAAGUAUUUUGCCCUUUGCUAGGGCAAACUGUAGCACAAGGGAUGGGGAACCUUUUUAAUUUGAGGGGCAAAUUCAAAUUCCUCCAAGGGCCAUAACAGUCCUCCAAGGGCCAUGCUAUGAACACAAACCAGGAUUUCCCCCUGCACUUCAGGCCUAUAUUGAAAGCAGCCCCUUUAAAUAGACCCCACCUUCUCUAGAUCCCCUGAAAAUUGCUAACGUAAUUUCUAAUAUUCUUUUACAAAAUGUCAUAUUUCAUGUGAUGCUGCAUGACAUUAAAAUGACACUAGGGGCCAGAUAAAAUGGCCUCAAGGGCUAUAAAAGGCCUUUGAGACAUAGGUUCCCCACCCCUGCUGCACAUCAGCUAGUUCACUUGGGACCUGGAUACCAGGGUCUGUCUAGAUAUAUCUUUUGGAAAGAUGCCAACGCUUUAAUUAAUAUAUUGAACUAAUGUAGAAAUUAAACCCAAGGCCUUAUGUGUUGUUUAUUCCCCAAUAGCCAGCAGUGUUAUUGUCAUUUCUUAAUGGAAUGAAUGUUCCGCUGUCUGUAUUCCAUCCUUACAUGAAUUUCUGUUCCUACUGUGAUGACUACAAGGGAGCAUAUGUGCAUAUUGUCUCUUAACUGUGGACUGAGCCUUACUUAUUGCUUGAAGAACUCCUAGAGAUGAGGCAGCUGCACCAACACCACUCCAUGUACCAAUGUUCACUCCUUCUCUCAUGUACUGCUUUUUUUUAGUGGUGAAUUAAAUGCAUUAGAAACCCCUGCAACUCUGGUUUCCUCAUGUAGUAACAAUAAGAAGUUGGUGUCAUGUAUCGAGGCAGUGUCAGACAUGUGCAUACUCAUCAUGGCCAAAAAAAAGUUGCCACCAAGACAAAGAUCAAACACACUAAUAUGUUUUUGUACAGUCUUAAGCUUUGAUUAUGAUGCAUAUUUGGCGUUGUGUUGUUUCAAUAAACAUCCGCAAUAUCUGGAUUUGUUACCUUC
Messenger RNA from Engraulis encrasicolus (European anchovy), 2207 nucleotides. RefSeq names its product glyoxylate reductase/hydroxypyruvate reductase a (gene grhpra). Gene Ontology annotation, molecular function: NAD binding; glyoxylate reductase (NADPH) activity; hydroxypyruvate reductase (NADH) activity. Gene Ontology annotation, cellular component: cytosol. Bases 208 to 1191 code for a protein of 327 amino acids. Lineage: Eukaryota; Metazoa; Chordata; Actinopteri; Clupeiformes; Engraulidae. The record is from RefSeq and is a predicted model, not a curated record. The transcript has 9 exons.